CUCCUCUUUCCUCCUGUCAAGGCCAAACAUUUAGUGUAAUUUUGCUGAGCUUUGUCCAUAUGACACAAAUUCCAAAGUGGACCAAACUCCAGUGUGACAUGAGAGGGCUCGGCCCAGCCUCCGUACAGGCCUCCUGUCUGUCUCUCCUCCCCCUGUAAUCCUACCCAGAUAAAAAGAAGCUCCGGUUCAAGCCUCAGUCACAUGUUAACUCAGACUGAGCACACAUUUGUGUCAGGAUCCUCUCAGGGACAAAUUUUUCCUACAGGGAUGAUGGCUGCUUCACUGAUUGGCGGUCCCAGGGUGCAGAGGUAUACGAACAAACUGGGCGAGAAUGCUGAGGCACAGAAGACAGAAGUGAACUGAUGUAAUCUCUGGGUGUAGAAGUCAAGAACGGCGCAAUGAGGUCGCACUUGCUUUUUCCUUGCACAUUUGCGAUGGAUGUGUGACUUAUAAUGGAACUCAGACAUGUUCGAUCCGAAAGCAGGAAUUUAAGCUCGCCUUAUAGGACUUGAAGUGAAAGGAUCUGGGAUUUGUUAAUGGUAUCAGAAUGUUUAUGAAUUUCAGAAGGGUCCGAAAAUGCCAAUUCCUACAGCUGAUUUUCAUGUGCUGUGUCUUCUCCACACUCAUCCUGUGCUGGGAGAAUGUAGACCAUCACGUCGUGAGCCAUAUAAAGUCCUACUCUUACCGCUACCUGAUCAACAGCUACGACUUCAUCAACAAGUCCUUUAGCGUGAGCCGUGAAGAAGCUACAAGCUUUGGUAGCUUUCCGUACCUCAUAGACCACAAGAACCUAUGCAGGGAGAAGGAUCUGCUGCUUCUUCUCUUUGUUAAAACCUCCCCGGAAAACUCCGUGAGAAGGCAGGCAAUUCGCUCCACGUGGGGUAACCAGACUUACAUUAAGAAGGAGCUGCGGGUGAAUGUGAAGGUGGUGUUUGUUAUGGGUGUCCACCCAGAUGGGUACAAACGAGGUGUCAUCCAGAAACAGCUCCAGGCUGAGGACCUGAUCCAUAGAGACUUGGUCCAGCAAGAUUUUCUGGACACUUUCCACAACCUGACUGUGAAACUCCUACUGCAAUUCCGCUGGGCACAUGCCAACUGUGCCCACGCUCGCUUUUUAAUGUCUGCCGACGAUGACAUCUUCGUCCACAUGCCCAACCUGGUCCGGUCGCUCCGGCAACUCGGCACUCAGGGUGUUGCGGAUCUCUGGGUGGGACACGUUCACCGUGGCGCGCCUCCUGUUCGACGCAAGGACAGCAAAUACUACAUGCCUGUCCAGAUGUACCAAUGGUCCUCCUACCCGGACUACACAGCAGGGGCAGGUUAUGUAGUGUCCAGGGACGUGGCUGCCAAAAUAUACCAGGCCACUUUGUCCCUUAACGCUUCUCUCCACAUCGAUGAUGUUUUCAUGGGCAUCUGUGCAAUCACUGUAGGGGUCUCACCCCAGGAACAUGUUUACUUCUCAGGUGAGGGGAAAGCCCCCUACCACCCAUGCAUUUACGAGAAGAUGAUCACCUCUCAUGGACACGCGGACGAUAUCGGCUAUCUUUGGAAGGUCGCAACCGCCCCAGAGGUAAAUGGUGUCUCUUCGGGUUUCUUUGGGAAACUCUACUGCACUGCUGUGAAAAUCAGCCUGCUUUGUUGGCCUUCCUUUACCAUGACCUAUUCCUGCAAAGCAGCCUUUUCAUGAAGGACUAUGAGAUUUACUCUGUCCAUCAGUAUUUAAAUGUACAUUUUAAUGUUAGGCAUUUUCCAUUUUCUAAUUAAAAUACCAAACUUAUUUACUUAAGCCUUUGUUUACCUCUGUUUUUAGUUUUUCUGUAUUAGUUUACUUUAAAGCAGGCCCAAUAAAACCCUGUUCUUUAGUUGAGUAAUUUGGCAACGAAUGAAAGUGCCGUUUAACUUAAAGAUAUUACAUGGCUCCACUUGAAGGUUUUUUUUUUGUUUUGUUUUUGUUAUUGUAUGAACACUGGGGUUUUUUUUCUUUGAUUAGGACUGCUGUUUUAAAUUAAACAAACUAAACUACA
This is a messenger RNA of Hemibagrus wyckioides, 2024 nucleotides long. It is a transcript of the gene b3gnt5a, whose product is annotated as UDP-GlcNAc:betaGal beta-1,3-N-acetylglucosaminyltransferase 5a. Gene Ontology annotation, cellular component: membrane. The coding region runs from base 548 to 1687 and encodes 379 amino acids. The record is from RefSeq and is a predicted model, not a curated record. The transcript is spliced from 2 exons. Lineage: Eukaryota; Metazoa; Chordata; Actinopteri; Siluriformes; Bagridae. Gene Ontology annotation, biological process: brain development.